This is a messenger RNA of Oncorhynchus tshawytscha (Chinook salmon), 3103 nucleotides long. Its product is annotated as 5-hydroxytryptamine receptor 7-like. Gene Ontology annotation, cellular component: plasma membrane; dendrite. Bases 460 to 1698 code for a protein of 412 amino acids. Gene Ontology annotation, molecular function: neurotransmitter receptor activity; G protein-coupled serotonin receptor activity. Gene Ontology annotation, biological process: circadian rhythm; chemical synaptic transmission; G protein-coupled receptor signaling pathway, coupled to cyclic nucleotide second messenger. NCBI's taxonomy places the organism in Eukaryota, Metazoa, Chordata, Actinopteri, Salmoniformes, Salmonidae. The record is from RefSeq and is a predicted model, not a curated record. The transcript has 2 exons.
AAGAAGAGAAAUUGUAGAAAUAGAAGGGGUUUAGCCAUAAUUAUGACUUUGUGGCGACGAUUAACUAGGCUAGCCUACACCUCUGCGGGUUCUUCUGACGUCAUCCAUAUAUUUCCCUCCAGUCUAGCCGAUACAACAUUUCCAGAGUUCUUUGCUGCUCUAGCCACUCGUGCGAUGGUCACCAUUGAACCGCCUUACAUUUUACAAUGUAUCACAAACCAAGCUUGUUAACCGGAGUCUGUUUAUCCUAUUAAUUUACUCUAUCCCAUUAACCUGCUGCCUUGGCGCCGCUGCAUGGAUAAGGGUACUACAGGGACUGGUAAUUUGGAGAAAUUAUGGAAAAGACUAAUGAAUCAAUGAAGUUGGGGGGAAUAAUCAUUGUGCAUUGAUGUAUUCCCAAUGCAUUAUUAAUAACGGAUUAAUAUAUAAGAAUGGAACCAAUUAAAUCUUAUUAAUCUCAUGAGAUCAUCUUUGACCAAAGACCUGAUGAAGGAACUUGCCAGGACCAGUAUGCCUACAGCGGAGAUGGAUCUGCGUCUGCUGAGGGCGCACCAAACAACCACUGCAACUUUGCCAAUUCUGAGCCCCACGGAAAAUGACACGACAUGCGGGAUGCAGAUUCUCAGCCACGGGAAUGUGGAGAAGGUUCUUAUCGGAGGAGUUCUCACUGUGCUCACUUUGCUCACCAUUUGCGGUAACUUACUUGUGGUGAUAUCCGUGUGCUUUGUGAAGAAGCUGAAGCAGCCCUCCAAUUAUCUCAUCGUCUCCCUGGCGGUCGCGGACCUGUCUAUAGCCGUGGCGGUGAUGCCUUUUGUCAGCAUCACGGACCUCAUCGGGGGACAGUGGAUCUUCGGACAGGUGUUCUGCAACGUUUUUAUUGCCAUGGACGUGAUGUGUUGCACUGCAUCAAUCAUGACCCUGUGUGUAAUAAGCAUAGACAGGUACCUAGGCAUAACUAAACCCUUGACCUACCCUGUGCGACAGAGUGGGAGAUGCAUGGCCAAAAUAGUUCUGUCUGUGUGGCUACUGUCGGCCUCCAUCACCCUUCCCCCGUUGUUCGGCUGGGCCCAGAACGUCAACGACGACAAGGUGUGUCUAAUCAGCCAGGACGUGGGCUACACUAUCUAUUCCACCGCCGUCGCGUUCUACAUCCCCAUGUCGGUGAUGUUGAUGAUGUACUACAACAUCUACCGAGCGGCCAAGGUGAGUGCCGCCAAGCACACCAUCCAAGGCUUCCCCAAGGUGGAGGACGAAUGCAACAGUGUUGACUGCGUGGCCGCGGCCUUUAAGCUCCAGAAGGAGGUAGAGGAGUGCGCCAGUUUCUCUUGUCUGCUGAAGAACGACAGGAAGAACAUCUCCAUCUUCAAACGGGAACAGAAGGCGGCCGCCACCCUGGGCAUCGUGGUGGGGGCCUUCUCCGUCUGUUGGCUGCCCUUCUUCCUUCUGUCCACGGCCAGGCCCUUCAUCUGCGGGCCAGAGUGUAGCUGCGUUCCCCUCUGGGUGGAGAGGUUCCUGCUCUGGCUGGGCUACGCCAACUCCCUCAUCAACCCCUUCAUCUACGCCUUCUUCAACAGGGACCUGAGGACCACCUACCGUAACAUCCUACUCUGCAGGUAUAGGAACAUCAACCGCAAACUCUCCGCCGCCAGCAUGCACGAGGCCCUCAAACUGGCUGAGAGACCAGAUCUGGUGAUCUAGCUAGAACAGUGUUUCUUAAACUUCUCGUUUCACUCACAGAGACCGGCAAGCUAUGGUUUGGAUGAAAAAUUGUAUUUGACUAAAUUGAGGCAGAUAACCCUCUGGACCAGUCAGCAAACAUUGCUCUAGACUGAGGAAUCCUAUUCAGUUCAUGAGUAGAGGAAGGCUAUAUAAAUGUAUAGAAAAUAACUGUUAUUAUUGUUCACACCUGGCACACACAAGAACAUUAGCUCCACAUUUUGUCAGGUUAUUGGGACAGACCCAAACCAUGCGUCAGAUUACAAUCUUCCCUCAAUCAAUUAUUUUCAAUUGAGUGUUCUGAUAGGCAUUCUGAAUGGCUGUUCUUCUGCAUUUUAGAGCACACUGUCAGAAAUUAAAUGUUAGAUGACGGUGAAAUGCAGAGAACAUUUUUAGAUAGCAUGGCACACUCUGAUGUAUUGGAUGAGAGGACAAAUAAUAGGCUAUGGCUGUGGUAGGACAAAUGACGCCGUCAUGUUAUUUUGUUAGAUAUAUCACUGUGUAUUUGGUACUUGAAAUUGAAAAUCACACUCGAUGCAUAAAGUUUGUGUGAGAAAUGUAUUUUAAAAAAUAAGAAGAAGAAACAUUUUAAAGUUCAACAAUAUGCACCACAGAUGGUGAGCCAUGGUUCCAGUUAUGUAUAUUGAGUAACAGGAAAAUUUGUUUUAUGGUGUGUUCAAUGAACCACCUUCGAAACCAUUUGUGAAAUUGUAACUAUUAUGUGUAGAAUUUUGACCAAACUCAGUCAUGCAACACAAUUAUGUUAGUAACAUAUUUAUAUGAGCUUGACAGUUGGUCAUAUGGACAUAUUUCGUCAAAUGUACCAUGCACUUUAGAGCAUAACUAGUUUGGAGCCUUCAGCAGGGCACUUAGCCCUAAUUGCUCCUGUUAGUCGCUCUGGAUAAGAGCAUCUGCUAAAUGACUCAAAUGUACAUGUUGAUAUGUUAAGGAUUGGGAUUAACCCUUCAUUGUACAGCACAUACUGUGAAUAUAUUUGAUCAAUGUAUUACUAUUUGAUCAGUCAUUAAGCUAGGGCUUUUUCAAGUAUACUGAAAUAUUCAAUGUUCAAUGUAUAUUCAAGUAUAUUGUAGAGAAAAACCUUAUGUUGAUAGGGAUGACAUUGGCCAAGGUUGACUAGGGUGAAUAGUGGUACAUAAAUGUUUGAUUGCAAUUGUUUUGAUUUGUUCAUUUAUUCCAGAUGUUUUUAUUUUUUUUAUUUAAAUAGCAUAUCUGAGAACGAGAAGGAACAGGUUGUACAGUAUUUAGGAACAUUAUAUAUUUUUAGUAGUAGUUCUUGUUCUACCUUAAAGUUUUGCGUUACAUUAUUGAUAAAAUCUAACUAUUAGAAAUGUUUAUAUUUUAUGUCAAAAUACACUAGGUCAACACA